Messenger RNA from Schistocerca nitens (vagrant locust), 1041 nucleotides. Its product is annotated as translation initiation factor IF-2-like. Bases 1 to 1041 code for a protein of 346 amino acids. The record is from RefSeq and is a predicted model, not a curated record. The transcript is spliced from 5 exons. Lineage: Eukaryota; Metazoa; Arthropoda; Insecta; Orthoptera; Acrididae.
AUGCAUGCGUGCGCGCAGCCUCCCGGCAUGUUAUUAAAGGGCAGACAGCAGCCGGCGGUUCUCGCCGGGGCCCGGGGGGCAGGGGGCAGGGGGCAGGGGGGCAGCCAUCGGAAGCGGCGGCAAUCACGGCCGCAAAUUAGCGCCGGCUGCCCGCCUAGCUGGCCGGCCGCGCACGCCGCACGCGCGCCCUUUGUGGCCGAGUGGCCGGGGGCGGUGGCGGGGGCGGGGGCAGCGGCAGCGGAAGGUCCACCACCUGCCGCCCGCCGCCGCUUACCUUCCGGGAGCGGCCGGCAGCCGCUGCGGCCGUCCUCACGCGUUGAUCCCCAAACGCUGGAGACCCACGGUGGUUUACGAGUCGUUCAAACUCACGGCUCGCUGUUCAGGGGGCUGAACCCCGUGCAGGGCGCGUACGUUCGUGUUCCACAACUGAGCACACGGGAGCAGAUUGCACCCGACAUUAAAUACCAGCCGGCCGCGGUGGCCGGAAGGCAGCCGAGGGAGGCGCGGCCGGUCGCCGCCAGCGAGACAAAUGGCCGCGCGCCCCAUCAGUCUGCGUUAGCCCCCGGGGUGGGAUCCGUCACGCGCCCCGCCCCGCCUAGCCGCUUCCACUGCGCAGCGUCGCUGCAGCGCCGCCACUGUCCCCGCCUGAAAUAUCCGGCCGGCGCGCCAUCACUCACGGCUGCCUCCUGUCCAGAGGCGCCGAAAACAAUGCGCCAGCCGCCCGGGAGGAAUAUGGGAUGCGACGGUGCGCUGACCUCCAGCCGUGACUUCCGCCAAGUUCUUGGGCCACAGUGCAGAGCAGAGGCGGGGGCAGGCGGCCGGUGCCGGCGGGACAUAAAUCGCGGGCGUGCAGCCUGCGGGGGCGGGGGCGGGGGCCCGCUAAUCCCCUUCCGGGAGGCUGGUGGCUGGUGGCCGGUGGCGGCCGCCGCCGCCGCCGCCGCCGCCGCCGCCGCCGCCGCUAUGAAUGGCCGCCUCCGGCCCGUCUACCGCCUCUCAAGGUCACGGCCAUUGUGCGCCGCCGCCGGGCGCCACGUUCAAUGA